Messenger RNA from Sorghum bicolor (sorghum), 525 nucleotides. RefSeq names its product WD repeat-containing protein 11-like. NCBI's taxonomy places the organism in Eukaryota, Viridiplantae, Streptophyta, Magnoliopsida, Poales, Poaceae. The record is from RefSeq and is a predicted model, not a curated record. The transcript has 3 exons. Gene Ontology annotation, cellular component: cytoplasm. Bases 31 to 303 code for a protein of 90 amino acids. Gene Ontology annotation, molecular function: protein binding.
UUUGCAUCUUCAGAUGGUUUGGUUACUGCUAUGGCUUAUCGCCUAGCAUUGUGUUUCUUUUAUAAGGUAAUGGGGGAUCGAUCAGGCAACAUUAGAUGGUGGGAUGUUACAACAGGCCUUUCUUCUUCUUUUAGCACUCACAGGGAAGGCAUCAGGAGGAUAAAGUUUUCUCCUGUUGUUCAUGGUGAUCGAAGCAGAGGGCGCAUCGCUGUGCUUUUCUAUGAUAAUACAUUUUCAAUAUUUGACCUGGAAUAUGCAACUGUCUCAUAUGGUACUGACUUCAGGAACUAUGUUUUAGGAUAGUCCAGACCCCUUGGCAAAUGCCCUUCUUCAACCGCAAUCUCCUGGUACCCUUGUCUUGGAGCUUGAUUGGUUGUCAACCCAAACAAGGAAGGAUGAGCCACUUAGGUUAUGCAUUACCGGAGCUGAUAGUAGCUUCCGACUGAUUGAGGUUAACAUGUAUGUCAUUUUAAUCAUGCAUGUAAUAGUUCUAAUUCCAGUGUAGAGUUAGUCUUUUUAUUGUUU